AUGUCAUCUGGCCUGGUGGACAUCCUCGAGAAUGCAAGGACCGAACGCAACUUCGGCACUUAUUCCGCCAGCAAUUCCACUUUCAACUCGGCGACCAGCUCGUCUUUCAACACAACAUCUGCCGCUGAACAAAAUGCAGUUGAUAAUGCCAUGCAGUGGUUCAUGGCUAAAGACACUAAACAACAACAGCAGCAACAACAACAACAACAACAGCAGCAGCAACAACAGCAGGAAAACAGUUUUAAGCAACUAUCUUUAAAUCGGCAGUCAUUAUCUUUCUUUCAACUGCAACAACAACAACAACUGCAACAACAACAACAACUGCAGCAUCAGUAUCAACAACAACAACUACUACUAUUACUGCAACAACAAGCAAAGCCCAACGAAGCAACAAGCCAAAUUUGGAAUCCGAGCCAAGCAACAAGUCAACUGGGACCUGCUGGAUCAUCAACAUCGUCGUCAUCAUCAUCGUCUACAUCAUCGUCAUCAUUGUCCUUUUUAUCAUCAUCAGCAGCAGCAGCAUUGAUAGCACCUACUUCAAUGCCAUGUUCAUCUUUAACACCAUCAUCAUCAUCACUUUCAUCUCUACCAUCAUUUGCAUCUCGUGAUGAAAACCAAUUACAAAGCAAUAACAUUAACAAAAUCAGCAGCACCAGCAACGAUAACAACAACAAGAUAACAUUAAAAACAACCGCAGCAGCAAACAAGAGUGACGACGUUGAUGUGAUUGACAGCAACGGAAAUGAUCACUCGCAUGAACAAAAACUCCCUCAACAUAAUCACCACCAUAUUAAUCUGAGACAACAUCAAAAGUUUAUCGAACCCUUUGUUGGUCAUAUCUAUAGUACAGAAAAAUCCAAGUCGGUUGUUGUUGUAUGCGAAGACAGUACUACACCAACAACAUCGGCAACAACAUCCAUCUUUUACAACGAAGAUUCAGCAAUUGUAAAAACUAUUGUAUCAACGACAGACUUCAGCGAGGGUGAGGAAGGGGAGGAUCACAACGUCAGUGGCGGCAAAAUUAAAAAAACUAAAGAAUCAGGCAAAACAUCAUCAAACGUUGGACAGCCUUUAAAAUCAUCCGACCAGCAAGCCGCAACCAUCAAUAGACGAACAUUUCGACUUUGUAAUGGUUGUAAAAUAUGCCCCCAUUCGACCAGAUAUUUUUUCCAGCACAUCACUCAAAUGCAUUCCUUUCUACCGACAUCAUCUUCCGAUAAUGUGACAUCAUCGCAAUUGCUGGCUGCAACAUCUGCAACUCCUUCCUCACCAACACUCUCGUCAUCGUCGACCUCAUUUCCUCCGCUGGACGAGAUGAUGUCGAACGAGCGGUGUAGCUGGUUUUUCACAUCUGAAAGAAUCGCUGAGCCGCGUGCAAGAUGCACCUAUAAAAACCGCGAUGCCGAUGGCGACGAUGAUGGCGACGGCGAUGAAGGCACUUUAAAAUUUAAGCCAGUCUACAAACUGUACAUGCUGCACGAUCAGCACGUAAUAUCAGAACCCGCUGUGAUCGAACCUACCUCAGACCAGGCCGCAGUGCCAUUCUCCGAUCACAGCAGCAUCACUGACGUUAAUCAGGUGCCAGUUAACCAGUCGGCAAGAGCAGCUAGUUUCAAUAAAAAUGUGAAUGGAAAUUACGGCAACAACAACGAUGACGCAGACAAUAACAUUAAUAGUAACACACUCGACAGCAACAACAACAAGGCCUCUGCUGUUCUCAAUGAUUUCGAGCCAAACAAAAUAAUAAAAUCGGAAUUAAUGGACAGCAAUCCGUCCGCAGAUCUUCUUGCUUUGGAUUCCGCCGCUAAGGAAAUGGAUUUGAAAGCUCUCUGUCGUCUGCGUUCCGGGGACUGGGACUUUGCCCAACAUAUGGCUAUGCUGGCUGAUAAUGCUGUUGAUGAAAAACCAAAUCUGCUGUUCCCCACAACCACCACCAAUAAUAAUAAUAAUAAUAAUAACCACAACAGCAGCAAUAGUCGUUUGUACAACAAUUUUUUUCAAAAUCAUUUUGACGAAGAACAUUUCAGUAGCAGCAGCAACAACAACAACAACAACACACAACAACAGAUGUUUCAACAACAGCAGCAACAACAACAAAUGUUAAUGAUAAGAAACACGUGUAAAAUGUUGAAAUGCCCCAAGUGCAACUGGCAUUACAAGUACCCGGAAACACUAGAGAUUCACAUGCGCGAGAAACAUCCAGAGACUGACCACCAGUGCGUGUUGUGUUUGCGUGGACAGCCACAUCCUCGUCUGGCUCGCGGUGAAGCUUACACGUGCGGCUACAAACCUUAUCGUUGCGAUGUCUGCAACUACAGUACGACAACAAAGGGUAACCUGAGCAUUCACAUGCAGUCAGACAGGCACAUGAACAACAUACAAGAACUGCACUGUCUCAACAGCAACAACAGCAACAACAGUAGCGCAGGCGCCGGCAACUGUGUGGGAAACAGUGCUUGCUUGACUGGACUGCCACCGCUAAGCAAUGUUGGUGGUUCAACAUCUAUGCCUCUACAACUGACGUCACAAACUGCACUGACUCCCGUCAUUACGUCAUCAACUGCAGGAGGAAGCAGUGGUUGCGGUGGUGGUGGCACUGGUGCGACCCUGUCUCCUUCGACACCACCAUCAUCAUCCUAUUCUCCUGAAAGGAAGAUUGGCAUGGAAAGUAGUGGCGACUGCAAUAACAACAACAUUAACAACAAUAAUAACAAUACUAACCUGAGCAGUGUGUAUUCAAAUAACAGCACGUUAUUUCCUAAUAACAACAGCAAUAUAUUUGCUGGCAACAUAUUUUCAGGCAACAAUCACAGCAACAAUCACAGCAACAGUUCAAGUAGCAGCAAGCCUGCCUCGUGGCGUUGUGAGACUUGCAACUAUGAAACCAACGUUGCAAGAAAUCUUCGAAUCCACAUGACCAGUGAAAAACACGCUCACAAUACUUUAGCAAUGCAACAACAACAGCAACAAAUUAUGCCAUCAAAAAACAACAACAGCAACAACAGCAUCAAUUUGUUUGGAAAUAAAAUUAAUAAUAGCAAUAAAUUCAGCGAACUCAUGACAGAAAGCACAGACGGCGGUAAAUAUGCCAAUAACGAUAAUUUUUCCAACCUCAGCAAUAACUGCAGCAACAACAAUGUUGACAACAUCUCACAACAACAGCAACAUUUUUCUCAACUUUUACCUUGGGGCUCGUUGCUACCCUCAUUUUCUUCGUCUCUUGAUUAUCUUCUUUUCAAUUCACCUCUGAACAAAUAUACUCAAGAAUCAGACGCCAAAAAACUAUUUGACUUUCGACAGUUCUACAUGAACAGCAGCAGCAACAACAACAACAGCAACAACAACAACGUGUUGUCGCAACCCUCUUCAUCAAUGAUGUCCUCAAACCUGAACAGCGACCAGCAGCAUUUUUCCUGCAGGAUCUUCCAAUGCGCAACGUGCUGCAGUUUCGGUACGGACAACCUGGAGGACCUGCACAAACACGAGCAGGUCGACAGGACGAUCAACGGAGCCGAGAAAGAAGGUAUUAUGGUAGUGAACGGGACCUAUGUAUGCACACUCUGUCAAUAUAAAUCCAACCUGAAAGCGAAUUUCCAGCUGCACUGCAAAACGGACAAGCACCUGCAACGUUUGCAGCUGGUGAUCCACGUGAGAGAGGGCGGUCCCGAGAAUGAAUGGAGACACAUGCAGAUGGGAGCCGUUCUUUCCGGCCACCACCUCAUAACCGUCCGAUGCAACGCCUGCGAUUUUGGGACGAACAGUGUGUACAAGUUGCAAGUGCACGCCUCCGAUCCCGAACAUUUAGGCAAUGUUGCCGUCUUUCUGGAUUUGGUUGCCAAGUGUUGCGACAACAACAACAAUAGCAACGGCAACAAUAUUAACGUCUCAAAUAGCAACAGCAGUGUCGCAAACAACAGCAACAUAUCUUGCACAAACAACGCAGAGGAGGAAAGCAGCCGCAAGAGUAACAAAGAUGAUGUUGAUGCUGCAGACGAUUCCACAAACUUCCAACCGCUACAUCCGUCCUCCUUCGACAGCGCGGUCCACAAUCUCAACAAAUACAACACCAACAACGUUAACAGCUACCAGAACCCCAACCCUCCUACGCCAACCGAUAGCAAAUGUCCUUGCUUCAACUGCGUUCCGUGCGGCUUCAGCACUCCAGUGAGGUUGUUGUUCGCUCGCCACCUCUCCACUCCCCAGCACAGGAUGCUGGAGCAUCGAUUCAUGGAGCUCCAACAACAACUUGCCAGCUUUGCAGCCAGGGAGGGGUCAGGCGUGGCUCAGAGGAGAUUGUUCGGUGGCGGUGGCAGUGGGGGUGGGUAUGGUAACAGUGGAAAUGUAGGUGGCAGUUCAGGUGUUGGUGGUGCAGGUGGUAGCGGUGAUGGCUGCUAUGGAGACGACAGCUUAGAAGAUGGCAAUGCUGACGUCAACAACAACGACAACAACGAUACAACCCAGAAUAGAACACCCCCAAACACACACUUACACACCGACAAACAAACACACCAUCGACAAGACUUGGAAGACAGACAGAGGACACUGGAACAAACAGAACGCAGCGCCAAUGAGCAGAUGUCCCUCUAG
Molecule: messenger RNA, 4587 nt
Organism: Helobdella robusta
Lineage: Eukaryota; Metazoa; Annelida; Clitellata; Rhynchobdellida; Glossiphoniidae
Exons: 4
Coding region: 1-4587 (1528 amino acids)
Biological process (GO): regulation of transcription by RNA polymerase II
Cellular component (GO): nucleus
Molecular function (GO): DNA-binding transcription factor activity, RNA polymerase II-specific; RNA polymerase II cis-regulatory region sequence-specific DNA binding
Source: RefSeq, a predicted model, not a curated record